AUAGUAAUUUAAAAGCUGCAAUGUAAAAAAUGAGAAGUUCACCCAAAACAUUUUUUGCCACAAUUAAAAGAAGUUUGUCUCCCUUUAAAAGAGGAAAAAGGAGGUCAAGAAGGGUAGUUUAGUUAGUCUUCAGACAUGAAUAAGACACCAUGUCGAAGCCUACGUCAACACUUUCAGCUCCUCAUCCUUAGAUCUACAUGAUGAAGGCUUUGUUGUGUGAAAAAUAUGAGUGAAAGCAGGAGGCUUUAAUUGGGACUUUGCUGUGUAAAUGAUGGCUUCAGCAGCCUAUGUCAGUGAAUUAAUCUCCUUCUGGGAACCAUGAGUUCACCAUGAGGAAAAUAAUCCUAAAAAGUCACCUGUAAACUUUGUUACCUCACACGGAAAAACACCCAAAACAACAAGAUAUGGUUUAGUUCUAAACCGAAGAUUAAACGAGUGGACUGUCGAGGUUUAAUUAACUCGUGAGUUUCUUGGAGGUUAGGUUGUUGAGAAGGGCAGAGAAUAAGCCUUCCUCCUCCUCCUCCUCCUCCUCCUCCGUCAGCAGGACUUUAUAAAUGAGAAAAGUCCAGCUGCUCCCAGUGUGCGCUCCAGUCAGGGUUUCAGAGUGGGUUCAGGAGCAAACGGAGCACCUGAUGAUGCCGUCCUUCGCCUUUUAGAGAUUUUCCACCAUUCAGAGCCAACAUUAGACGUCCUGGACCUUUUAGUUUCACCUCUUAACAUUUGUAGAGUUUUAAUCUUUCGGGUCGCCUCCAUCACCAUGUGUGCCCCCCCUCUGGUGUGGCUGUGCCUGCUGCUGGGCCUCCUGCCUCUGAAGGUCCAGGCCCGGGCUCUGACAGCGCAGAGGGCUCACAGAGACAGAUUAAUCAGAACGUCUGAAUUCCAGAAGCCAUCUGACCCUGACAGCUUCCUGACAGCGUCUGAUCCUCCUGCUGCCACCAGGAACCGAACCCCAGAGCGAGUCUGGAGAGCCCCGCCUCACAAAGACCCUGCGCCAAGGUCGUCCGAACCGUUGCUUUAUGGAAACCGUCGUCUGCAGCUGCAGGCGCCCGUCUGGCAGCGUGCGUCACGGGGCCGCCGUCACGCCAGCGGCAGCGGCGCGAGGGCCCACGGCCACCUGAUGAGGGUGGGGUGCGUCCUGGGCACCUGUCAGGUGCAGAACCUCAGCCAUCGGCUGUACCAGCUGAUCGGACAGAGCGGGAGGGUGGAAUCCUCUCCUCUGAACCUUCACAGCCCUCACAGCUACGGCUGAGAUCACCACCCAACGAUACUUAAAACAUCCAGCUCCUCUGAACCAGCAAUGACCAAAUACGAACUCAUGGCUUUGGUCCUAAUAGAGAUAAUUAUGAGUUCUCACAUCUUAUCAAGUAAUCUGACAUUCAAACAAAUCAGAGGAGAGUCAGUUUGAACAAACCAGUUUGAGUCACGACAUUAUUGACGUUUGUAAUGUUUGACUAAAAGUAGUGAAGUGUUUCUCAAACUUAAACCCUCCUUCCUGUCGAUCCUGCUGCCUGAACGUGCCCGAGCUCUGUGAUAAUCUCCUGAAGGCGCAUUCGUCUCCCUCUGCAAACAAGUCAAUUUAAGAUGUACAAAAACCGAGAUUAGGCGGUCAAACCCAGAUAACCCUUCACCCAGAGGCCCACGGCGCCAAAAUACAACCCUAAUCCAUGAUCUGUCUGCACGCUUCUUAACAAAGUUUCUUAAGUCUUGGGGCGGGCGGAGAGACUGGAACUUUGUUUUCUGGGCUUUAACAGAAACGCUGACUGAUCAGACUCGUUUUUUUCUGCCUUCAAGUUUCUGACAUUUGUUAUUAGAAAUGCAUGAAAGCACUUUAUUGGCCUUUACAUUCAGAAUGACUUGAGUUUGAAACUAUUUUUUGUAAAUGUAUGUUUUUGCUGUAAAUAUCAGACUAUAUUAAACUUAUAUUCCUCUAA
Messenger RNA from Austrofundulus limnaeus, 1931 nucleotides. RefSeq names its product adrenomedullin 2b (gene adm2b). The record is from RefSeq and is a predicted model, not a curated record. NCBI's taxonomy places the organism in Eukaryota, Metazoa, Chordata, Actinopteri, Cyprinodontiformes, Rivulidae. Gene Ontology annotation, molecular function: hormone activity. The coding region runs from base 758 to 1249 and encodes 163 amino acids. Gene Ontology annotation, cellular component: extracellular region. The transcript is spliced from 2 exons. Gene Ontology annotation, biological process: regulation of systemic arterial blood pressure; positive regulation of heart rate; adenylate cyclase-activating G protein-coupled receptor signaling pathway.